Molecule: messenger RNA, 916 nt
Organism: Triplophysa rosa
Lineage: Eukaryota; Metazoa; Chordata; Actinopteri; Cypriniformes; Nemacheilidae
Product: 1-phosphatidylinositol phosphodiesterase-like
Exons: 3
Coding region: 17-916 (299 amino acids)
Biological process (GO): lipid metabolic process
Molecular function (GO): phosphoric diester hydrolase activity
Source: RefSeq, a predicted model, not a curated record
CAGCAAGUUUGAGGCAAUGGUAAAGAUGAAAGUUACUGGAACAAUUCUGUGCAUCAUAUUGCUUCUAUUGCAUAGGAGUGCUUGUCAAAUAGAAGGAUAUAAUGAUGAUGAGAGACUCGAUCUCCCCAAAUCUUACAACAUUGGCUGGAUGGCAACUCUAGACAAUAACAAGUCAAUUUAUGAAAUCACCAUUCCUGGUACUCAUGACACCUUGGCUCUUCGUGGAAGUCGAUACGCAGAAUGCCAGGCAUGGUCACUGAUGGACCAACUAAAGGCUGGGAUACGCUACUUGGAUCUUCGAGUGUCUGGAGAAAAUUUAGAAAUUAAGCAUGGAAUAAUGUACCAAAAUAUAACAUUCCCAGAAGUUUUAAACACAACUAAAAGUUUUUUAUCUGAAUUUAAAACCGAGACGGUGUUUGUCAGAGUUAAGCCUGUUUUUUGGUUUAAAGGCAGGGUUGCAGAUUCGAUUGUAAACAUGAUUGAAAAUGACCCCAAUAGCAUAUUCAGAUUUGACUCCGAUGAGGCCACAAAAAUUGGUAAUGUAAGAGGAAAAAUUGUUUAUUUUCAGAAAAACAGCUUUUAUUUGGGUAUCUUUCUAAAUGGAACCGAUAAAAAGGGCGACCAUAAAGUAAGUAAUGUUGAAAGAAAGAAGAAUUUAAUUUUGACUCAUCUAAAUAAUACUAGAAACAAUUGUGGAAAAGAUUCUGUUAUUCUGAAUUACUCAAGUGGCACAGGUGCUUUUUUUGGGUUACACCUAUUUAGAGGUUUACCUUUAACCCCCAAGGAUGUAGCCAGGGAAAUUAAUCCAUGGCUGUUAAAUUACCUAAAUACUGAAUCUUCCAAACCAUGUUUUGGGAUCAUAGCCAUGGACUUUCCAAGCUUUGAUUUGAUUCAGGCGGUCAUCAAUCUUAAUUAA